GGGGGAGGAACCAGCGCAGUUCUGACCGAGAGGGCCGUCGCAGAGAUCGCCGUCCUCCGUAGGGGAGGCGGAACCCUGGGGACGGCCCCGGUCGUCAGCCGGCGCCCGUUCGCAGCGGCCUUCCGCCGUUCCGCCGUUACCCCGGCAACGGCGCAGCGCGGAGCCCGGGCCCGGCCGCAGGAUGAUGCUCUCGCGGGCCAGGCCGGCCGUGGGCGAUACCCCGCCGCCGGGAGACAGGCGGAGGAAGAAAGGGAAGGAGGUGCCACAGUUGGAAGAACUCUUGGCCCAGAGGGACUUCACCGGCGCGAUCGCCUUGCUGGAGUUUAAACAGCACGUGGGUGAGGAACAGGAGGAUGGCAACCUUUGGAUUGGGUACUGUGCGUUUCAUUUGGGUGACUACAAGAGAGCUCUGGAGGAAUAUGAAGCUUUAACCAAGCAACCAACUUGCAAUCCAGAUGUUUGGGUGAACCUUGCCUGUACAUAUUUCCUUCUGGGUAUGUACACGCAAGCAGAACAAGCAGCUUUGAAAGCACCUAAGAGUGGUCUCCAGAACCGUUUACUCUUUCACCUGGCACAUAAGUUCAGUGAUGAAAAGAAGUUGAUGAGCUCUCACCAGAACCUGCAAGAUGUUACAGAAGAUCAGCUUAGCCUGGCAUCUAUCCACUACAUGCGGUCCCACUACCAAGAAGCUAUUGAUAUCUACAAGCGCAUUCUGCUGGAUAAUCGGGAGUACCUGGCUCUGAAUGUAUAUGUGGCCCUGUGCUAUUACAAACUGGAUUACUAUGAUGUAUCACAGGAAGUGCUAGCCGUUUAUCUUCAGCAAGUUCCUGACAGCACCAUUGCUCUUAACCUUAAGGCUUGUAACCAUUUCCGACUUUACAAUGGAAAGGCUGCAGAGGCAGAGCUCAAGAACUUGACAGACAGUGCCUCAUCAUCUUUUGAGUUUGGCAAGGAGCUCAUUAAGCACAAUCUGGUGGUUUUCCGAGGAGGAGAAGGGGCUUUGCAAGUCCUACCUCCUCUGGUUGAUGUUGUUCCUGAGGCAAGACUGAACCUUGUGAUUUACUAUCUUCAACAAGAUGAUGUGCAGGAGGCUUAUAACCUGAUUAAGGACCUGGAACCUACAGCUCCACAGGAGUACAUCCUCAAAGGGGUGGUAAAUGCAGCACUUGGACAAGAAAUGGGCUCAAGAGAUCAUCUGAAAAUUGCUCAACAGUUCUUCCAGUUGGUGGGGGAAUCAGCCAGUGAAUGUGAUACCAUUCCAGGGAGACAGUGCAUGUCCUCCUGCUUCUUUCUUCUUAGACAAUUUCCUAAUGUCCUAAUUUACCUCAACUCAAUCAAGAGUUACUUCUACAACAGUGACACCUUUAACUUCAACUAUGCCCAAGCCAAAGCUGCAAUGGGCAAUUUUAGUGAAGCUGAAGAGGUGUUCCUUUUGAUCCAGAGUGAGAAGAUAAAAAGUGAUUUUGUUUACCUUAGCUGGCUGGCUCGCUGCUAUAUUAUGAAUAAGAAACCACAGCUAGCCUGGAAGCUCUAUCUGAAGAUGGAAACCUCAGGGGACUCCUUUAAACUGUUGCAGCUCAUUGCAAAUGAUUGUUACAAAAUACGUCAGUUUUAUUAUUCAGCCAAAGCCUUUGAUGUUCUGGAGAGACUGGACAAAAAUCCUGAGUAUUGGGAAGGCAAGAGAGGUGCUUGUGUGGGUGUAUUUCAAAUGAUUUUAGCUGGCCGAGAAGCAAAAGAGACUCUGCGGGAAGUACUGCACCUGCUGAAGAGCACUGGUAAUUCUCAAGUAGAAUACAUUGUUCGCAUCAUGAAAAAGUGGGCCAAGGAGAACAGAGUCCCUGUUUGAGUCAGUGUCACAAAAUGAACCAGAAAAGUAAGGAAUAAACCUGGAAAGAGGAAUUUCCUAGGGAUUCACUGCUUGGCACAGAAAACGUCUCAGGGGCUGAUAUCCCCAAAUUUAUAUCAUUUAAGACAGAAUCCACACAUCUGGAAUCAUUACUAAUGUAGGUGUUUACUGCUUAUUUGUCAAACCCCUGAGUUCACCCUUAACAUUAGGAAAGCUUAAAAGUUGCAUGCUUACUCCAGCAAGAAAUCUUGAUACCAGAAGCAGAAACAAUUAUUUAAAAUUAAGUAAAAAAUAAGAUGUAACUAGAAAUGUGUUCUUGUUGGUCACAAUUGAUUUUGCUACUCUUAUCCAAAGGAAGACAUGACCUAUGUUCUGCUUAGUAAAUGCACCUACUUAAGAGUCGAUAUUCAAAGUCUUAAUAUUUCGUCUUCUCUCCAGGCUCAAAAGAUGUUCCCACAGCAACUUCUCCAAGCAGCUUGCUCUUCCUUGGCAAGUAUGCAAUUCUUCUUUCCUUUUUCUCUCUCUGCUUUUUCUUCCUAACUUGCAACUCCAUCUAAACUGAGCUCUUGAGGCUUUAAAUUUUCUCUGAGGUUCCUCUAAGUCAACAGUCUUAUCCUAUGUAUCAGCUUAAAGAAAGUUACAGUGUUCUGAAGGGCAUAAAAAUCAGUCAUUCAGAACUUCUAUAAGCUUGAAAUGUCUCAUUGAGAAAAUUCUUCUGAACAGCACGGAUGAUAGAUCCUAACACCCCCUCCUUUGGUUAAGGAAUUCACACUAUCAUGACACAUCCUUUCCUGUAAAUCCCUUUACUUCUUUCACAUGAAGCCCUGAUUUCUAGCUUAUGUGAGAUAAAAGCCAACAUUUUCUUUUCAUCAGCUACCUCCAAGAUACCAGUCCUGCCAUUUAGGUUGUUCUGGCACAAAACAUGGUGUUGGAAGACUACUCUUCAUCUCAGCAAGUGAGCAAAAGAUGCACCUAAAUCCACUUAUAGGGGUAAAACGUGCUUCCAGUUACAGAAGCAGUAAUUACUUUUUGCAUAAAAAUUGUUGCUGUGUUUAAAACAUCCUAUUGCCAUUGAAACCUUGCACUUGUCAGAUUUGUUCAAAGCAUUUCUUAAAGCUCUGGAGAAGAAUUGAAUGUCUCUUGGGCUCAAAUUUUCCAGUAAGUGAGGCUUAAGCAAUUCACAGGGAGCAAGUACAAACAUAUGGGAUAAAGUUCAUUAUCAUAGUUCCUCUGCCUUGAAAUUGUGACAAAUGGGUUUUACUGCCCUGUCAAAGGAAAUCCUAAUUACCUGAAGGUAAUGCACACAGCCUUCCUAGAGUGAAUCUGGAAUUUGUCUACCUGCUUACAGUCCUUCCAAACAGUUUACUUCACUGAAAAGUGUACUUUGAACUACUUAAAGCUGUGGCAGAGCUGCUGAUAACAGCUCUUAAAUACAUGUGCCUGAGGAAAGAAAGCUAGAGGUAUAUUCUUCAGGAAACAUUAUUUUUACUUAGAAGAAUAGAAAUAGUAAAAAUAUGAGGGGGCGGGGUCCUGAAGAUAAAUCGGUUUUCUAAAUGGUAUGAAAGGCAUUGGUGUUUCAUUUUGGAAAGAAAAUGGGUGGUUUAUUUAUUGAUUCUGUAUCUGGCAGGGAGCAACUUAAUAAAGCUAUAAGAAGAAAGAGAAGGUAAAAAAAACCCAAUUCAAAUUCAGAAAUCCUCAUUAAACAGAAAACCAGCAAUGCUAGCCAUGUUGUUGCUGCAGUGGAUUCUUGUGAUGCAGUAACAGUUCUAGUAAAAGCUUCAUAAACACCAGCCUACCUGCAGCUGUGUCAUCUCCUGACAGAGAAAUGGAAAUUGCAGCUGCUGUGGCAGCAGUUCCAGUGAAAUGACCACAAGGAUCAACAAGAUGCAUGGUUGGACCAUAAGAAACCAAGGACAUAGUGAGGAAGCAACUGAUGGUAAAUGAGGAUAUUCUCACAAAAAAAACAAAACAAAGCAAAACAAAAAUACACACACGCAAAACUCACAACAAAACAAAACCCAAGCAAACCUAAACCUGAUAGAAGCGUCUUGGAGCCUUUUGAGCAGUGGAGAUGUGACUGCCACUACAGCUGCUACCUCUAAUAUAGAUCCCAGUGCUCACCUUAAGGAAAGGAGAGAACAAAUUGCCAUUCCGUGCCACUUAAUCUUAUUAUGUAAUACUAUUACACAAUAUAUAUAAUAGUAUAUAUUAUUAAGCAGAACAUGUUUUCUCCUGCAUUCCCAUUCCCUGCAUGUCCAAGGACAAGAGGCUCAUAGCUCAUGGAAGUAAAGUAAUAGCCUUUGAAAAGGAAAACAAGCUCCCUGGAGACAGAUAUAACUGAUGAGAAGGACAGCUCUGCUUUCUGGUGGGACCCUGGGCCUGCUGCUGUGGGGUGUCCAGCCUAGACAAAGCCACACAGGCUUCCAUGAGGUCCAGGAGAGCAGUGACCACUGGUCUGUCAUGAGACAGGUACAGCUCUGACUCUACCCCAACCAACAUGAACAGCCCAAAAGCAUGAGAGUGCUACUAACGGAGAAGCCAGUCCAAAGCAGAGCAGGAGGAUCCCACCUGCACCAAAGUAGAGGCCUCUGCAGUUUGCUGGUCUGUCUCUGUUGUUUUCUGUAUUUGAAACUAAGUCAGGCAAACAAACUGCCGCUCACUGAUGUGGUUGUAGCAUCUGUAAUUCCAAGCAUCCAUUUUGUCUGGUCUACUCAAACUGGCUUUCACUAGUGAAAUAAAAAGCUGUUUCAAUAUCACCUCAAAAUUACUCUCUUUGUGCAGUUGUUA
Molecule: messenger RNA, 4633 nt
Organism: Prinia subflava (tawny-flanked prinia)
Lineage: Eukaryota; Metazoa; Chordata; Aves; Passeriformes; Cisticolidae
Gene: IFT56
Product: intraflagellar transport 56
Exons: 19
Coding region: 182-1846 (554 amino acids)
Biological process (GO): intraciliary anterograde transport; intraciliary transport involved in cilium assembly
Cellular component (GO): ciliary basal body; ciliary base; intraciliary transport particle B
Molecular function (GO): intraciliary transport particle B binding; protein binding
Source: RefSeq, a predicted model, not a curated record